UUCCAGGCCCACUCCUACCAUGGAUUCCCCCGAUGUGUGCGUGGUGCUGAAUGGCGCAUCAGGCCGUGUUUGCGUGGUACAUGGUGCGCAACGCAGCUGGUCGAUCCUGAGGCUGAAGGAGGAAGUCCAGAAAGUAAAGUCCAUCCCCUGCGAUGAGCAGAUCCUGAUCGAUGGCUUCCGGGAACUGAAAGAUGAGGAGCUGGUUGAGGGCCUUUGGGAGGUCACUCUGGUGAGGCGCAGCGCGCAGGAGGCUGCAUGGCUGCGCCUGGCGCAGGAGGACUGGAGCGCGCUGCUCAAGGAGCCGGAGGCGUGGCAGUACCGCUCCGUGGUGCUGGCGGCGGUGCGGAGCUCCGGCUGGGCGCUGCAGCACGCCGCGGCGCUGCGCGCGGACGCGGAAGUGGUGCGGGCGGCGGUGGAGCAGAACGGCCUGGCGCUGCAGUUCGCGGACGCCGCUUUGGCCAGAGACCCGGACCUGGUGCUGGCCGCCGCAGCGCGCUCGGGCCGCGCCUUCGCCUUCGCGGCAGAGGAGCUGCGGAAGUCCCGGAACUUUGCGCUGAAGGCGGUGGCGCGGAACGGCCACGUGCUGAAGUACGUGGAUGAGGCGAUGCGCGACGAGGAGCUGGUCGAAGCCGCGGUGGUCUCCACGGAGAGCUCAGCGCUGGCAGAGGUCCUGGGGAAGAAGGAGGCGCUGAGACACCGGAUCAAGCACGUGCUGCAGGACCGAGGCGUCCUGGGCGCGGAGGGCCCCAUGCUCGCUCCCCCGCCGAGUGAGGA
Molecule: messenger RNA, 774 nt
Organism: Effrenium voratum
Lineage: Eukaryota; Dinophyceae; Suessiales; Symbiodiniaceae
Source: the annotation of a GenBank genome assembly